Dujonia railenensis is the source of this 1158-nucleotide messenger RNA. The record is from the annotation of a GenBank genome assembly. Lineage: Eukaryota; Fungi; Ascomycota; Pichiomycetes; Serinales; Debaryomycetaceae.
AUGAAGACAGAUAAGGCUAACUCUUCGUCAAUGGACUACAAUCCAUGCAUAGAACAAGCGUGCGACUCAUGUCGUAAAAGGAAAUUGAAAUGCUCAAAAGAGUAUCCAAAGUGUAGCAAGUGCAUCCAACACGGAUGGUGCUGUUCUUAUUCCCCAAGAGCGGUCAGAUCACCGUUGACCAGAGCCCAUUUAACUCAAGUCGAGAAUAAGGUGAAAACGUUGGAGAAUCUUAUACAUUUUUUGUUACCAGAGAAUGUGUUUCAAGAAUACGAUAUGGAUGAUUUGGUGAGCCAAUCCAGGUUCAAAAAGGUGUUGAAGCCCUACAGAGACGUUUUGGAAAGGGAGGAUAUCAAAAUUGAGAAAAGUGACUUCACGAUGUUACAAAACACCAGUCACCUGCAAGAUCACCAACAGCAAGUACCACAUUUGGAGCUGCAGGUGCAUUCGCAAUCGCAAUCGCAAUCGUCUCAGUCUCAAUCUCGGGCUCAGUCUCGGUCUCAGUCUCAGACUCAAUUGCUGUCGCGAAUGUUCCCAUCGCCUAUAACUAGUGCAACUCAAACGGCCUGUACCUCCCCUCAAGCCAGACCUUCAUGCUGUGUAAAUAACAGCUGUAAUACUUGUGCUUCGUUGGCGCAAUCACCUUCGUACUCAAUUUUCUCGGCUGAUGACAGCUUGUCUAACGAAUCAGUAUCCAAUGCAGAUCAUCAUGAGCACUAUGCCAAUUCCAGCCUUGAUAAAGCUAAAAUCAAGCAAGAGAUCAUUGAUGACUUUUUACUCAACAACAUAACAGUGCAGCACGAUAGCAGCAGCAGCAACAUUAACAAUAUUAACAACAGCAACAACAACAACAACAACGAAUUUAUUAUUCCACUGAUAAUAAAACAAGAAAGUGACGGCGGAUCCAAUUCCAGACAGUUUCUGACCACAGUUUCCAAUUCAAUUGCAUCCCCAUCUUCGUUGCUAUCAUUGGACUCAUUAAACAAGAAUAUGAGGGGGCUUCCUGUGAGUAACAUAAACAGUAGUUCGCCUGAAUUUUCAAACGGGGAGAUAGUAGACAAGAAUGACGAUUUAGGGGUGUAUAUUCGAAAUUCGAUAGACACCAACUAUGAUUCCAUUUUUGACGAGGUUAUGGAUGAUUCACCAAUGAUGAAGAUAUGA